AUGAUGGGAGAGGUGAUCCGCGUUUCUGGGAGGACACCGGAUGUCGGGGAGUUCCUCAAGGAGGCGAUGCUGUCCCAAAGAUUCGCUGAUGUGGCUCUCUGUUGUCCUGGUGGACAAAGAUUCCUGGCUCAUCGUUUGGUCCUCUCUGCUGCCAGCCCUUAUCUACAGGAAGUAUUACUCGCUCACAGCAGAACGUCCACGCAUUGUGAACCGAUCACCGUGAUCCUUGCAGAAGUGGAGGCACCAGAAUUAGCUGCAAUCCUUGGUUUCGUCUACACUGGAAGCGCCACUGUCCCUCGUCCUCGUUUGAACGCGUUCCUUCACGCUGCAGAGGCUCUGCACAUCAGACUUCCGCCUGUUCCCGUCGUGAUGACUUGUUCCCAGCCUGACUGUAAACAGGAAGACAUCAAGGACGUGAAGAUCAGCCCGAAGUACCUGCAGUGUGAUCAGUAUCCGUGCUGCGACCGCUGGUACCGUCCACGACGUGAUCAAGAUGGCGAUUCCGCGAGUAAGGAGGAACCCUAUCCGUCGAUCGAGUCCUUGGAAACCGCAAGAGAAAUCAGACCGCUUCCUGAAUCGAUGAACUUUGCCGGAUCGCGAUACAGCACGGCCAGAUAUUGCUCUACAACCUGGCCCGUUCCACCUUUCGCGAGCCACGCUCAGGAAAAGACGGUUCACGGUGUAGAUCAUGGUAUAGAUAAGGAGAGGAUGGAUCAGACGGACGUCACAAGGUAUCAGCAGAUCUCUGUGGUGCCGAGGAUCGAUAGAAUUAGCGACGUUACCGUUGGACAGUCGGAGAACCUUCUUACUACAUGUGAAUCCUCCUUGAAGUCCCGCCAACAGGAGUUUUGCUUCUCCAGAGGCUCGUACGAUCUUCACAGGCAAUUGGAUCCGUUAGAGAUGAGGAUGAAGGGUGAUCAAAGUGGUAUGCAGGUUAGAAACGAAGAGGAUUGCUUAGGGAGGGAUUUUUCCGGAUACGACGGCUGUUGCGAGCAAGAGAGAAGCAACGGAGAUCGACUGAGUGUGAUUCGUUCUCGAGUAAGCUCCUGUCAGAGCAAGACUGUGUCUGUACAGUUACCUGGACGUGGUAAAGUCUACGAGAAGUCGGAUUUUGGGGAGGAUUUGACUUGCAGAGAGAGCUGUUUCGCUUGGAAGUCGCCUAAGAGACACGUGGCUAAUAGAGUGAUAGCUUCUCCGUGGAGGCAGACCAUCAGGCCUUAUCAUUUGCCCAAGUUGCAGCCAAUCGUGCUUCAGCCUCACGUCGAAGAGUCCGAAACCGUGGAAAAUCUGCGUCCGCAGGAAGUCACGCGACCUCCACCUAUUUCCACCAGCCCUAAUCGUCAGUUCUCUAAAAGUUCUACGCCUAGCGAUCACUAUUAUGGUGUCGAAGUUCCUACCACUCAUGAAAUUACGUACAACAAUGAUACGAGAUUGUUGGAAGCUAAUUCAACAUUGUUACCAAGGCCUCAGGAAUUUUAUUCGCCUCAAAUUGCAUUACCAACGACCACACAGAUGACUACGACAACUAUUAAUAACGAUACCAGAAAUACCGAAACGAUUUUACAGUCGCAGAAUCAUGUAAUUUCUACGACAACGAGGUGUUUAACAACUAGUACCGAUAAUGGACAGAUGAAUGUUAACAGGAAGAACAACUACUUUGGUCAAACGUUGCCUCAAUCGCCGCAGAAGCCAGAGAUCUCGCAUCCUGUUAGUAGAUUGUGCGAUACGAUCGAGUCGAACGAUAAAGGAGAUCGUUUUGUAAGUGUGGAACCUCAGAAAGUGGUAGAGAAAGAGGCGAGGAUCGAGGAUAAACUGGUUGAAGGAGUUGUUAUCAACAGUGAUAAUAAUAAUAACGACGCGAUCGUUAAUCAAGAUGCUGUUCAGCGUGGUAAAGGAAUGCAAGAGAAUCAUAGGUGUGAUCAGUGCGGAAAAAGCUUUGUUACCAGGGCGUCUCUGAAGGUGCACAUCAGGACUCACUCAGGGGAGAAGCCUUUCCGUUGCGCCGACUGCGGCAAGCAGUUCUCCCAAUUGCGCAACUACAAAUACCACCGUAGCGUCCACGAGGGGACCAGGGAGUUCGCGGCCACCUGUCCAGAAUGCGGCAAGUACUUCAACGACCGCGGCUACCUGAGCUCCCACAUGAAGAUCCACCGUAACCGGAAGGAGUACGGGUGUGCGGAAUGCGGCAAGAGCUUCAAUCAACGAGUCGCCUACAACAUGCACGUUAGAAUACACACAGGAGUGAAACCACAUCAGUGUGAACAGUGCGGAAAGGCUUUUUCCAGGAAGAUGCUACUGAAACAACAUCUCAGAACUCAUUCAGGAGAAAGACCUUAUCAGUGCCAGGUUUGCCAGAAGGCAUUCGCUGAUAGAUCAAACAUGACUCUCCAUACAAGACUACACUCUGGAUUGAAACCUUAUCAAUGUACUCUGUGCUCCAAGGCAUUCACUAAGAAACAUCAUCUAAAAACACAUCUGAAUUAUCACACCGGAACUAAACCUUAUUCCUGUCCGAACUGUGGACUAAGAUUUUCACAGAGCAGUAACAUGAGGACUCACUAUAAGAAGUGUACCAUUAACAAUCCAAUAGAAAUGAAGAAUUCACAAUUGGAGGUUACAGUGAUAGAUUCGUCGAAAAUUCCACAGACCAGGGUAAUCUCCAGGACACCAGCAGACACUCUGACUCCGCCUAACUCUGACCAAGAAUUAAGCAUCCUAACUCCAAUUUCCAAAAGCGGCGUGAUAGAAGGUACAGGGACGUAG
This is a messenger RNA of Habropoda laboriosa, 2763 nucleotides long. RefSeq lists its product as uncharacterized. Lineage: Eukaryota; Metazoa; Arthropoda; Insecta; Hymenoptera; Apidae. Gene Ontology annotation, biological process: regulation of transcription by RNA polymerase II. Gene Ontology annotation, molecular function: RNA polymerase II cis-regulatory region sequence-specific DNA binding; protein binding; DNA-binding transcription factor activity. The transcript has 4 exons. The coding region runs from base 1 to 2763 and encodes 920 amino acids. The record is from RefSeq and is a predicted model, not a curated record.